GGUGUCGUUCUUCUUUCCCAGCACUCUCUCAUCCGCCAUGUUUUCUGGCCGAGUCAGCCUUGGUCGUUCCCCGUAAGGAAAUGGCCGGAGAGCUUCAGGGGACCCCGGCGCCUUUGCCUCGGAAAAGCCCAGGGUGACGAGGCAGGGCAGCGGGGUAAACCGGAGCCGUUCUGCGCGGGGUGGGGAGGCCAUGGCGUCCGGCAGUAACUGGCUGUCGGGGGUGAAUGUCGUGCUGGUGAUGGCCUACGGGAGCCUGGUGUUUGUACUGCUCUUUAUUUUUGUGAAGAGGCAAAUCAUGCGGUUUGCAAUGAAAUCCCGAAGGGGACCUCACGUCCCCGUGGGACACAAUGCCCCCAAGGACUUAAAAGAGGAGAUUGAUAUUCGACUCUCCAGGGUUCAGGAUAUCAAGUAUGAACCUCAGCUCCUUGCAGAUGAUGAUACAAGACUGCUACAGCUGGAAACCGAGGGAAGUCAGAGUCGCUACAACUAUUUAUAUAGGAUGAAAGCUCUGGAUGCCAUCCGUGUUUCUGAGAUCCCAUUUCAUGCUGAAGGCCGGCAUCCCCGUUCCUUAAUGGGCAAGAAUUUUCGCUCCUACCUGCUAGAUCUUCGAAACACUAGUACUCCUUUCAAGGGUGUGCGCAAGGCCCUCAUUGAUACCCUGCUGGAUGGCUAUGAGACAGCCCGCUAUGGGACAGGGGUCUUUGGCCAGAGAGAAUACCUGCGCUAUCAGGAAGCUCUGAGUGAGCUGGCCACAGUGAUCAAAGCACAAAGUGGGAGCUCUCAACGACAACAUCAGUCAGCAGCCAAAGACCUAACCCAGUCUCCUGAAGUUUCCCCAACAACCAUCCAGGUGACAUACCUCCCCUCCAGUCAGAAGAGUAAACGUGCCAAGCACUUCCUUGAAUUGAAGAGCUUUAAGGACAAUUAUAACACACUGGAGAGCACUCUGUGAUGGUGCAGAAAGACUCUUGCUGUUGAUGGAGCCAGAGAGACUGCAUUGUGCUUGCCGGGCACCCUUCAGGUCAUCUGGCUCAGUAGGUCCAGACUGGAUCAGCUGAAGCUCACGUUGUGUCCAGAGCUCUUAGAGCUCUUGCCUAGAGGAUCAUUCUCCGAACCUUUCAUAUGGCCAGUUUCAAAAUGUCAAUUAAGACUAUUUUCCCUUGGUGGCCCUUUUUUUCUGGAGUUGAAUUAAGAUAUUUUUCUUAAUGUUUCCAUCAAGCUUCCUUAAAAAAUCCUCACUUGGUUUUGGUCAUAAUUUAUCUGCUCUUGUCCAGACUAUAAAUAAUCCCAAGGGUGAGAGAAAUCGGGGCGACAGGACAAGAAUGGUCAGACUAAUGCACUGGUCUGACUUUACAAGUUAAUAAAAUGAGCAAUUAAACAAUAAA
Messenger RNA from Pteronotus mesoamericanus, 1385 nucleotides. It is a transcript of the gene LTAP1, whose product is annotated as chromosome unknown C1orf43 homolog. Gene Ontology annotation, biological process: phagocytosis. The record is from RefSeq and is a predicted model, not a curated record. Lineage: Eukaryota; Metazoa; Chordata; Mammalia; Chiroptera; Mormoopidae. The coding region runs from base 191 to 952 and encodes 253 amino acids. The transcript is spliced from 7 exons.